UUUUGGUUUUUAUAGUAGCUCUUUAAUAUUGUGGUCGGGAAAUUGGCCGGAGCCGCUAAACCGAUCGAUGAUUUUGCGCAAUAAGGUUUCGCGCCAAUUUAUAGCUCGAAUCGAGAAUGGACAUGAGCAACAGAAAACCCUAGUGAAUAAGAUUCUGCUCAUCUUGAAACAGAGCAAAUCAAUCAAAUUAGUGCAUCAGAUCCAUGCCAAGGUGCUUGUUCACUCGAUUCAAAUGCCCAUGCACAAUUACUUGCUUUCCAAAAUCAUCGACCUCAGAGAUUUUAGCUACUCGACGCUUUUCUUUCCCAGAAUCCCGAUCAACAGUUAUGCAUACAACGUAAUGAUCAGGGGUUUAGCCACAACAUGGCAAAAAUUCGAUCUCGCUCUGGAUUAUUUUUACCAGAUGAAAUCGUUUGGGGUGAAGCCUGAUAAGUAUACGUAUCCAUUUGUGUUUAUAUCCUGCGGGAAUCGGUCGGAUUCGAGAACAGGGGAGAUGGUUCAUUGUGAGGUUUUGAAAAUUGGUCUGCUUUUGGAUUUUCACGUAGUUCAUUCAUUAAUUACGAUGUACUCGCGGUGUGGGGAAAUGAUUUGUGCAAGGAAGGUGUUCGAUGAAAUGACUGACAGGGAUUCUGUGUCCUGGAAUUCAUUGAUAUCAGGGUAUGCUAGGGUAGGGUUUGCUGGAAAGGCAGUGGAAAUGUUUGGGAAAAUGAGGGAAGGUGGAUUUGAACCUGAUCAAAUGACUCUAGUGAGUGUUCUUGGGGCAUGUGGAGAUUUGGGUGACUUGCAGCUGGGGAGAUGGAUUGAGGUUUUUGUAAUGGAGAAGGGAAUGGAGCUUAAUUCUUACAUAGGCUCUGCCUUGAUUAACAUGUAUGGGAAGUGUGGGGAAUUGGAGUCGGCUAGGCAAGUAUUCGACGGCAUGAAGGCGAAAGAAGUUGUCACUUGGAAUGCCAUGAUUACAGGAUACGCGCAAAAUGGACAAGCGGAUGAAACUCUAUCGUUGUUCAAUGUCAUGAUGGAGAUUGGACCGGAGCCUAAUGCAAUCACGUUAAUCGCUGUGCUCUCUGCGUGUGCUUCGAUUGGUGCUUUGGAUUUGGGAAGAUGGGUCGAAGAGUAUGCAACGACGAGGGGGCUUCAGCACAACAUAUACGUUGCGACUGCUUUAGUCGACAUGUAUUCAAAGUGUGGGAAUUUGGAAUGCGCAGCGAAGGUUUUCGACAACAUGCCUAAGAAAAACGAGGUUUCUUGGAAUGCAAUGAUAUCCGGACACGCUUUCCACGGGCGAGCGGGAGAUGCGCUCGCGUUAUUCCAGCGCUUGUUGGAGAACGAACACGGCGUGCUCCCGGAUGACGUAACGUUCGUUGGUGUACUUUCAGCGUGUGUUCACGGUGGUCUGGUGGAUGAGGGCCGUAGGCUGUUUAAUUUGCUGAGCACGUCGCUCAACUUGGUUCCGAAAGUUGAGCACUACUCGUGCAUGGUCGAUCUUCUAUCUCGUGCUGGACGGAUUUCGGAGGCUUGGGACUUUGUUCAAAAGAUGCCUCAGAAACCCGACGAGAUUUUGUUAGGAUCAUUGCUCGGUGCUUGCCAGAAAUUUAAGAAUGCGGAUGUUAGCGAGAAGGUCAUUCAGCUUCUCUUAGAUAUAGAGCCCGAGAAUUCGGGGAACUAUGUUAUAUCAUCCAAAAUAUACGCCGAGAUGAGGAGGUGGGAUGAUAGCGCGAAGAUGAGAAUCUUGAUGAAGGAGAAGGGCGUCGUUAAGACUCCGGGAUGUAGCUGGAUGGAGAUCGACGGACACCUUCGCGAGUUCCAUGCCGGUGAUUUGUUGGUUGAGGAUGCCGACAAGAUCGACAAAGUUCUUGACAUGCUUUAUCAGGACAUGGCAAUGGAAGAUGACCUAUACCUAGACACUUGAUUUGCUAUGAAUCUGCUGAUCCGAUUAAAUCAGCAUGAUGUUGAUUUGAUCGAAUUAGUAAAUACAAUCGUAACUUGACCGGAUCAGCACAAUGUCUCUUACAAGAUGAUGGCUUUGUUUAAGCUUUUGGUAUCGAAUUGGCAAAGUUAUUACGGAAUGGAUUUACUCGACAAGGAUUUGCACCCGGCAAUGUUGCUGUUGAAAACUGUCUAUGAGAGUAUGUCUCACUA
Messenger RNA from Andrographis paniculata, 2136 nucleotides. Its product is annotated as pentatricopeptide repeat-containing protein At2g34400. Gene Ontology annotation, biological process: RNA modification. Gene Ontology annotation, cellular component: intracellular membrane-bounded organelle. NCBI's taxonomy places the organism in Eukaryota, Viridiplantae, Streptophyta, Magnoliopsida, Lamiales, Acanthaceae. The transcript has 2 exons. The record is from RefSeq and is a predicted model, not a curated record. Gene Ontology annotation, molecular function: RNA binding; protein binding. Bases 68 to 1906 code for a protein of 612 amino acids.